GCAGACCCACUCACAUCCACAAAAAUGAAGACAGCUAUAGAUUUCUUUGCAAAAGCAGGGGAAGCGAGUGAGCCAAGUAUUUUUACUCAAUUGAAUUAUAUCAGAAUAAAUAAAGCAUUCAGAAGUCUGAUUGCAUUAUGUCGCUGUGAUGGUCGCUGCUUGCAGGGACAUCUGUGGGCCACUUCAGUAUGACAGUCCUCACUAAAUAAAUGUUUAUUGACCUCAUAACAAUUCCUUGCUUUUCAUGUAGGCCUAUAGUAAAUCUAGAAUAAACAAUCUACAACUCUGCUAAAGAGUUCAGAAGAUGGCAUAAUGAACACGAGCUACUGCCGCUUUCACUCGCACGCCUGUCUAAUCCUUUGACCACUCUGCAGUUGACCAACCACUCCCACAGAAUCCAUGUGACUGAGUGCAUGGCGUCACUGCGUGUACUUGGGCCGUGCGGUGCUGCCGACACAAAGCUCCCCACACGUUUGAGCAGCAUUGCAGACAAAUGGCAAGUGGUGUGUUUCGGUGAGUCAUCUUGCCAAACCUCCUAACGGCAGAUACGCUGACUGUGAUUGAGUUUUAAGGGCUUGAAUGAAUCAAUGAAUCAAUGAAUGGGUUAUUUCCUGCAAUUAUUCUGCAGCAACCACAGAACAAAAAGUGAAUUUGACACCCUUAUCCCAAUAGUUCAGUGAUUUUUAGUAGGGCAGAAUUAAGCAAUUUCUCCGCAUAAACAUAGUUUAACACAUUACAUUGCAUUGGUGACAAUACACAUGAUUACUUAAUGAUUGGGCUGAAGAAAAGACACAGCUGGCUGGUAUAAAAAGGUCACAGAAUGAAUACUUGGUAUUUGGAGAAUCUCCAAUCAAGCAACGAGUCCCAGUUGAGAGGUAAAUAACCUCAUUACUCAUCUCCGAGCUCAGACCGUGUCUGGUGAAGAUCCACUGCUCCAAGUUCUUUUCUGCCUGCCUUUUAUCUCAAUACCCAAAUUGGGCUCUUUUCACCAGACCACUUACUGAGUAAUGGAAGGUCUAGAUGGGGCAGAUUGAAGCCUCUCCAGCUCAUUUGCAUCGUUCUUGUGCUGGAAGAUAGCUGACAGUGAGAGGAAGCUGUCUCUGAGUUCCUUAAGGUUAACCGCUUAAUAUUUUUGUUUUUCCAACUGUUACACACAGAUAGACCUGGGCCAGGACAACCUCUUAACGCUGUCCUCAAAACCACAGACCCAUACACCCUUUUGUUGUCUCUUGAAACAGCAUUCUCCUGCAGAAAACCACAGAAAGUAGAGCAGCCUUUAAAACACAGCUCUCAGCGGUCAUUACAAUCCAUUACAGUCCUCAAAAUCCAUUACUAAGACAUAAGUUUCAGGUUGUGAGUUUGCAUGCAAGCCGACAUGCGAGUGCGUGCGCUGUAGUAACACUCACCGUUGUCUUCCAUUAGGGACAACUAAUGAGAGGUUUGUGAAAGAAAACAGAUGGUCAGUAAUGAAGUAUCACACUGUCUGAAUGAAUGAUGCUUUAUCUACUAUCAUUCUUCAACUUAAAGGUGAAUGACUGACUGUGACUUCCUGCUGUAACGCAUUCUGCGCAGACUAACAGUGACUUGAUGAAGUAAAAUCACAUACAAGACAUUUGUGCUAACUAAGCUUGUGCUCACCAGUGAUUCUUGAUAACAGAGUGGCCAGGAUUGUAUAUUAAUAAAGUUUUAUUAUAACACAAAUGUUUAUGCAAAAAUAAACAGGAAACGAAUAUGGUUAUGCUCAGACACACGUGCACUGUAACAUGGGAAAAGGAACUAAUGCAUUUGGCUGAAGGCAGAUAAGUGAACACACCCUCAUAUACAUUAUGUCCCAGGGUUGAGACGAGGUUAAUCGAAAGCUUCUAUGGACUAUAAUUCAUGUCCACAUGAGGACAUUCCUCACAGACGCGUGUUGGAUCCAAGCCAAAACUAGUUCCAACUGUGCACGUGUUUGUGAGUGAGACAAGAAAGGGGUUGACAGUGGGAGAGACAGAUUUGAUUUGAUGAUGAAAACAGUUGAAAUGUGAGGUCUCAGUGAGUCAGUCAGUCUGUGGCUCUGUCAAAUAUAAAGGCUGAGAUGUCAUGUGCAUUUGAGAAAACGCACUUCAUACGUUAGUGAUUGUGUUAUCAGUGUUUGCUCUGGAUGAAGUUCAAAGCAGUGAGUCGGUGACAGAAAUGUGUCCAUGGAACAAAGAAGCCGAGAUUAGAGGAGUUCAUAGGUUAGAGACGGUGUUCUGGUUUCAGUAGACCCAGAUUUUAAUUAAAACCUUUCUUUCUGUGGCUCCUUUUUUUUUCCGUCUUCAUGUGAAGCCAGCGUGUGCACCUCUCCAAGUCGCGCUCUCUCUUUGAGGUGAUAAGUGAGCGGCUCCUGAUAAAGUCUGGCAAAUGUCCCAACGUCCAUUACAGUGUUAGAAAAUAGACGAGCAAACAUUACCCACCACCCACUGACGCAAACACAUGUACUCCACACACACAUCCUCACUUAUCAAGUAUGCGCAUUCCUCCGAGCACACAUUAAAAACUCAUGCCGGCAUGCCAUUAAUGACUUCACAGAAGACAAAUAACAUUCUGAAACUCUCUCGACGAGGUCUAUGUAAGAAACAAAAGCUGAAAUAUCCAAAAGCAAAUGAUUUUUGUCAAAAUUACCUUUACAAACUACUAGAAAUGACGUCUAUGUUGAUUGUUUGACAAAGAACCUUUUUGUUAUUCAUGGCCACUAUAACUGUAACUGUAUUUAUUAUCAUAUCAUUAUUCACUCACUGCUCUCAUCAGUCAAACCAAGCCUUCCAUCCAUGGCAUUGCUGCAUCAAAAUGUUAUUCAUAUUUAACUGAUACCGAAACAAGACUUGGCUUCAUCUCAACUGCAGCAGUUUGCUCAGAGAUACUUAGUCAUGCUGGCUGUUUACACAGUGGCACAACUUGGCCUAAGCUAAACAAACUACUGUUUUGUUUCAUAUUCAUAUCAUGGUUUUAUUACAGAUGGAUUGGAAUUCCCAUUAGCGUUCGGUCUGAAAUGGCAGCUUCACUUUUGCUUUUGUUUUGUUUUUACUUGAUUUCUUUAUAUUCUCCAGUCUCAUGAUAGUUUGUGACUCGGUUUAUACAAAAAAUAUUUUUCUGCAAUAGUGUAUUCCAUCGUUUAGUGUACUGUAUCAGUCCAUAGUUGGAGAAAAGGGUCUCAGAGUGCCCAAAGAUAAAAUGCGCGCACACACACACACACACACACACACACACACACACGCACACACACACACGCACACACACACACACACACACACACACACGCACACACACUGAAAUGAAAAUACUGUGUCUCAAUAUUUUGUUAAACAAGAGAAAUGGGAAUGUAUGUGGUACAUAAAUAGUUGUAAUGCAUGUAAAGUAGGCUACUGUAAUAAAUAAACUAUAAAUAAAUCAAUAAAUUAUAUAUAACAAGCUACAGUUCUAACCAAACCUCUUUGUUGAGUGAGCAUGCCAGUGCAAUAUCUGAAACUACAGGAAAUCCUGUGCUGAUUACCAACUGUGUGUCUCAUCUCUAUCCACUAGAUGUCACUACAGCCACAGAAGAUGGUGUUGAAGCCAAAGCGAGGCCAUGGACCAACAAGAACAGGAACACUCUGAAUGAUCAUAUGUAAUAGCGGUAUAUGUGAGGCUAAGGCUUAUGAUGUGUAUGUCCUCUUUGGAAAAAAGAGAGACCUCUCAUUUAGUUUAACACUGAAAGGAAAACGUAACAAUGGUUUGCAUAAAGCUCCAGCGAUGAAGUCAUCAGAUUGUUUCCAGUGAAGCACCAGCGAUAAUGUUGUCACAAGUGAUGCUGGGAGUCAUCCUGUCCCUCCUCAUCCUUCUGACCGUCAGUGGUAAUGUGCUGGUGUGCCUGGCUGUCUGCGCCUCCCGACGCCUCCGCUGCCUCACCAACUGCUUCAUCGUGUCGCUGGCUGUGACGGACUUGCUGCUCGGCCUCUUGGUCCUCCCUUUCUCCGCCCUCCUGCAGCUCAACAACGAGUGGCCGCUCGGCCCGGCCUUCUGCAACUUCUACAUCUCCAUGGAUGUCAUGCUGUGCACGGCCUCCAUCCUCACCCUCCUGGCCAUCAGCGUGGACCGCUACCUGGCAGUGACCAUGCCUCUGAGAUACGCCUCACUGGUGCUGCCGUGGAGAGUUGCUGUGGCCAUGGCCAGUGUUUGGACAGUGUCUGUGGCCGUGUCUUUCUUGCCCAUCCAAAUGGGCUGGAACACUGUUAACGGCACAGUGCAGAACUACGGGCCCUGGGCUCCAGUGGGAAAAUGUCGUUUUGAGCUGAACAGGCCCUACGUACUGACAGACUCUCUUCUCACUUUCUACCUGCCUCUGGUGGCUAUGUGCUGGACGUACCUACGAAUACUUCGCAUUGCCCGGGCACAGGCCAAACGCAUUAUCAGUGCCCGACCCACUUCCAUCACGAGCUACAACUGCAGGGACAACCCUUCCACCAGUACCACUGUAGUUUCCAGCGUAACAGCAGUGGCUCUGCGGGAGCACAAAGCCACAGUGACACUGGCAGCAGUGAUAGGGGCUUUUGUGGUGUGUUGGCUGCCAUACUUCAUCCUGUUCACAGUGUUGGGCCUAAAGGAGCAACCAGACCCAAGCACAGUACCAGAAUACUCCAUUGUGUUGUGGCUGGGUUACACCAAUUCAGCCCUCAACCCUAUUCUUUAUGGAGCCCUCAACAGGGACUUCAGGUUAGCCUACACCCACCUACUGAGAUGUCGAUGCCCUACUUACGGUGGGUGGAUGAGCCGGCAGCCGUCUCAGACUGUAGCAGCAGCCAGAGACCAGCUUACAGAGGUGACACUGCUGUGUGGACACACCCCUGCCACAUGCAGGGCAGGUCAAACAGAGCAAAACUUAAUGCUUCAAGAAGUGAACAGCAGGACAGCCACAGCAACUAUCCAUUUUGCAAACGGCACUGCUGUCACAGAUGUCAACGCCAAUGAAAGGUCGUGCUGAGCCUGUGCUGGUGAGGUGGGUGCUGUGUACCGCGGUUGCAACCAAGAACCAAAAUCCAUCAGCCAAAGAGGAAAGAGCAACAGACAGACGACGGAAGAUGGACAGAGAUUUAAAGCCCCUCUUUGGAAGCCUUCAGUGCUGCAGUUGAAGCACCCAUAAUACAACAUCAACCACUCUAUCCAUAAUUCAACAAACAAAAAUUGGAGAAAAUGGGACCUCAGCAACUCCACACCUCAUCAGCAAAGACCAACUGUACGCACACAGCCGGCCUCUACCAAUCGAGAACCGAAGAAAUGACGAUGCUUCUACGUGGAGGGAGCUACAGCAAUAAUCACAGAUAUGCUCUCGAACUAACGGUGGGUAGUAUUGAAGCUCUGGAGGACCGAAUGAGACCAGCCGAUUAACACGUCGGUCAUCAAUUUCAUGAACUUAAUUAUUUAUGCUGACUCGAGAGUGCACUCCAGUGGAAACACAACGUAUCACAACUUUAACCUCGACAAACUAAAUGGAAAUGGAUGUUUCACAAACAGAGAUUGGAGGGGGAAAUGUGAUAAAUGGACUUUUAUUAAACUAACCUCUCCAUGUAGAAACUAAUGUUAUGUGUCUAUUUCGAAAAAUGCAGAUUGUGUCUUUUCUGAUGCUUAUUCAGUGGCAUAAAGCUGGCAAAUGUAUGUAUUGUAUCAUAUUGUAAAAGUAACUGAGGACUGAAAAUGGCUUGUUGCAUAAUUACAACCAUACUGUACGAAUAAAGGGCAGCUUAAAUAAAGAAUAUAAUGUAUACUACCAUUUUUAGAGGGCAAAAUGAAUAGUCUGUAGGCUGUAGUUACGUAUGGAUAGCGAUUAUCAUGUGGGAUGAUGCGGAAAACAUUGUAUGAGUGGUAAUACAAGUAUGGAAACAAUUCAUCACAGCUGUCAGCACACAUUGCCUCAAACUAUUGCCACAUUAACACUUAACCUUCUCCAUACU
Anarrhichthys ocellatus (wolf-eel) is the source of this 5948-nucleotide messenger RNA. It is a transcript of the gene hrh2a, whose product is annotated as histamine receptor H2a. Bases 3794 to 4981 code for a protein of 395 amino acids. Gene Ontology annotation, molecular function: G protein-coupled receptor activity. Gene Ontology annotation, biological process: adenylate cyclase-activating adrenergic receptor signaling pathway; positive regulation of MAPK cascade. Gene Ontology annotation, cellular component: plasma membrane. The transcript is spliced from 4 exons. The record is from RefSeq and is a predicted model, not a curated record. Lineage: Eukaryota; Metazoa; Chordata; Actinopteri; Perciformes; Anarhichadidae.